AACCCUCAUCGAUAACUAGGGUUUUAAACGCCCAGAACCCCAAAGACACUCGAAAAUCGCUAAAAAUGGCGACUCGCGUUCUCCUUCGCACCCUUCUCUCCUCCGUCAAUCAAACCCUAAUCCCUCGUUCAUUCACAACAUCUGCUUAUCUUCAACGUUUACGCCCUAUUGUCACUAUCGCCGCCGCUAAUAUCCGUCACUCCUCACUUGCGGCUACCAAUACCCGUGCUUUCUCUACCCGACUCACCACAUCUUCUCUGAAUGAUUCGAACCCUAAUUGGUCAAAUCGUCCCCCAAAGGAGACAAUUCUUCUCGAUGGCUGCGAUUUUGAGCACUGGCUUGUCGUGGUGGAGAAACCCGAAGGCGAACCGACUAGAGAUGAGAUAAUUGAUUCGUAUAUCAAUACCCUAGCCAAGGUUGUUGGCAGUUACGAUGAAGCAAGAAUGAAGAUCUACUCAGUUUCAACAAGAUGCUACUAUGCUUUUGGAGCCCUUGUGUCGGAAGAAGUUUCUUACAAGAUUAAAGAGUUACCUGGAGUUCGUUGGGUUCUUCCUGAUUCUUACUUGGAUGUUAAGAACAAAGAUUAUGGAGGUGAACCAUUUAUUGAUGGAAAGGCUGUUCCCUAUGAUCCAAAGUACCAUGAGGAGUGGAUUAGAAACAAUGCUCGUGCCAAUGAGAGGAACAGGAGGAAUGACAGGCCUCGCAACUUUGACCGGUCAAGAAAUUUCGAAAGAAGAAGAGAGAACAUGCAGAGCAACCGUGGACCACCAGUUAUGGGCGGUCCACCACCACCCAUGGGCGGCCCACCACCACCACCUAACUACUUGGGUGGUCCACCACCCAACAACAUGGGCGGACCACCACCCAAUAUGGGAGGUGGCCCACCACCCAAUAACAUGGGAGGAGGUCCACCACCCAGUAACAUGGGGUAUGGAGGUCCUCAGUCCAACAACUGGAAUGGACCACCACCACCUUACAAUGGAGGGCCGCCAAACAUGGGAGGAGGAAUGAGGCCCCCGCCUCCUAAUUACCAGCAGCAGGGAGGAUGGAAUGCACAGAACAAUGGAGGACCAGGGUAUCAAGGGCAAAAUAGUAAUUAUCCUCCUCCUCCUCCUCCUCCACAGAAUGUAGGUGGUGGGAAUCCAUACCAGAAUCAGGAUGUACCUGGGAGAGACAUGCCUAUGCCCCCUGCAGCCAACUAUUAAUAAUGGGAAUGGCUGAUUCCAUUCCGGUUACAAAGUGUGUUUUGGUUGUGGUUUAGUUAAUGAGAAAUGGUAGUUUGGUUCAAAAGGUUUUUGUCACAAACUUGAGGUAUCAUCGAGCUUAUGGUAUAUUGUAUAGCUUAGUGACAAUCAUGAUGGGUCUAUUUAUGCUGCAUUUAGUUAUGAACCUAUUUAUUUAUGGAUAUGUGGAUUUAUCUAAAUUAUGUUAUUGCAGCUAUUAGUUUUAUCUGGA
Messenger RNA from Lactuca sativa (garden lettuce), 1455 nucleotides. Its product is annotated as multiple organellar RNA editing factor 8, chloroplastic/mitochondrial. The record is from RefSeq and is a predicted model, not a curated record. Gene Ontology annotation, biological process: cytidine to uridine editing; mitochondrial mRNA modification. Gene Ontology annotation, cellular component: mitochondrion. NCBI's taxonomy places the organism in Eukaryota, Viridiplantae, Streptophyta, Magnoliopsida, Asterales, Asteraceae.